Porites lobata is the source of this 33154-nucleotide messenger RNA. The record is from the annotation of a GenBank genome assembly. Lineage: Eukaryota; Metazoa; Cnidaria; Anthozoa; Scleractinia; Poritidae.
CGACGGGAAAGCGAAAGCCACAUGAGCGUGUGAUGUGUGGUGUAUGCAUGACUCAGUAAUAUUUUCCAAAUCUAUGUAUAAAGGAGAAACCACUUCGUGACAGGUCAUGCAUAUUUCCUCUAGAGAGUGAAGGAUGGUGAAAGUCGGCUGGUUUUGGUUCGGGGUAAUCAUACAACUAACUUUCUUGGUUCAUUCGAGGUAAGAAAUAUCGAAUGUCUGCAUUUUAGCUUGCUUACUGUCUGCUCUCGCCACGGUUGGUUUGCUUUCGGAUUUUUGGUAAUCAAUUUGUUUUCAGAUAAAAAACAUACAAGCACACAUUAUGAAUUUGUUCGAAACCAUUCUUUAUGAAACAAGUCCCAUUUUAUAAGCUUAAAUUUGUGAGGAAUAAACUUGAUUUUAAGUUUACCUGCAGGAAAUAUGCGCGCGAAAAUUUGCUUGUCAGACCGCCUGGUGUCUUGUAUAGAAAUCUGAUCUGAGAUUCUUUUGUUAUUGAUGGAAUUUGUUGACUCAUCAUGAAGGCGGUCAUGUCCAUUUUACUGAAUCAUCCCUUAGCCAAGACUUCUUUAAAAAAAUACAGUAUACAAAGAGGACAAUUCAAGACUACAGAGUUCAAAAAGUUUUUUAUGCGUUUAUCAAGCGAUCUCGCAAUAAAAUCUCAAUAUUUUAAAAUAGUGCACAAGAUUGCGGAAAUACGGCAGACUCUUAGCGCGAGGAAAGAGGCAAUAGGUUUUUUGGUUUAAAGAUUAAAUUACAUUGAAGGCACAUUUACCUUUCUGAGGUGAGGGUACAGUAUAUAAGGUGUAUUCUAUACCCUCUGCCUGACUUGUUACAUACAGUUUUUCAUUUAAAAAUGGCAUUUUAUUAUGGGUGAGGGGAAGGGGGUGAGAGGUAAGGGGUUGAGAGGCAGUGUGUGAGGGAUAGAGGUCAAUGUGCAGGCACAGAGAUGAUUAUGUAACAAAAAUAUAAUUCUUUGUUAUAGGCCAGCAAAUAUCCGUUUGAGAUUUGGCCCAAGCCCCUUUAUCAAAGCAAGUGCUGGAGCAAAACCAUCCAUAUGGAAAUGAAUUUAAUUUGCAUGUGAAUGAAAAGUUAUUUGCAAAUGAAGGGAUAAGCACCAGGACUCACUUUGAAAAAGGGGCUUAAGAUACAGGGCUCCAAAAAACAUGAUAUAAUGUACAGCUUAUUGUUUGGGCAAGCAGCCUUACAUUUUGCUUUUCUAGGGCCAGUUCCUGCUCUUCUUACAAAACUGAAUGCAAGACUGGCACUACAGCAAAGGACUGAUUUAUUAUUGGCCAAUAUUUUGGCUAACAAAAUUAGCCUUCCUGAGGGCCAUACCGCUAUACCUAGAGAAAACAUUUUGCUCAUCUUAGUUACUGAUUUACAGUGUAGUUAAAGGAUGACUUACUUGCCCUGAAAGAAAACUGGAUCGUUAUAUGUUUGUGGGAAACUGCUGACCUACCCCUCCCCUAAGCCAAUACUUUGCCCUAAUCGAGAAGUAAGUGUUGAUGUUGGCUUAUGGGAGGGGUAGGUGGGUAGUUCCUCAAAACGUAUAAUAAUCCAGAAAAUCUACUUGUCGCGGACUACUGCAUGGGACUUUUAUUUCGAGCCUUGAGACUUGCCAUGACAAAGUGAUCAUAGUUUAUACGGGUCUUACAUCUAAACCUCACUGUUCCUCAACACUUACCUCAUACCCUCUUCUGUGACAGAUUCAGAUCUUUAGGUAAUUGAAAUGCCUGCUCAGUUAAACCCUUAGAUAAGAGGAGGCGUGGCCACUGAAAUAAUACUAUUUUUCUGGGCCCUGCAGGCUUCAGUUUGAACUGAAAAUAAGGUCUCACCCUUUGAUCAACCACUUGCCAUACCACUUAACCUCUACCCCAUACCCCUGCCUCUUAUCCUUCAUCCCCUCACCCCUUACCCUUAUCCCUUUUCCCUUACUUUUACCCCUAUUUCCUUAUCACUUUUCUCUCACUGUCUAACCCCUCACCCCUGACCCCAUAUCCCUUAUUCUAUAUCUUCCAUACCUUUACCCUUUAUUCUUUACCCUUAUCCUAACCUAUCCUUCCUCACCCCUUAUUCCUUAUCUCUCUUCCCUCACCCCUCUUCUUUUACCCUUAUCCCCAUCCCUUCACCUCUUAACCGUUAUCACUUAUCACUUAUCCCUCACCCCUACCCCUCACACCUAAUCCCUUAUCCCUAAUACCUCUACCCUUUACUCUUUACACUUUACUCCCUCACCCUUCACCCCUUAUCCUUACCCUAAUUCCUCACCCCUACCCCUCACAACUAGGCUUAGCCACAAGUUGCCGAUGAAUCUCAAAAAAGUUGCUGAUAAAAGUGUCUAAAAGUUGCCGAAAAGUUGCCAAAAUUUUUCUGCUUUUCGUACCUUUUUUGGGUGUUAAGGAUUAAAAAUUCGCACAUUGCUUCUUAUCAAAGCUUUAUUUGUCAAAGUCCAAUGAUAAUAUCAGAGGUUCUUUCCAUUUCACUUGAUCAACAAAUUAAUAGUCUAUCAGAAUGACAUGAACAAAACAUGGUAAUUGUCCGCCAUCUUGAAAAACGUGCAACGUGAUACCGCUGACCUUGUGAUAAGGCAUCACAAAAAUCAACCCAUGGGGGGGGGGGGCCUUAGGCCCUAAUUAUUGUAUUUUAGAAUAAAUUGAAUAAAUGUCUAUCGAAAACUGACCAAUGUGGCUCAAAACGUGAAGAAAGUGGCCUCAAAGAACCUCAAAAGUUGCCGAAAAUUCUAAAAGUUGCCAAAAUUUUAAAAAGUUGCCGAAAAUCUCAAAAGUUGCCGAAAAGUUGCCGAGCAACAUUACUUGUGGCUAAGUCUACUCACAACUUACCCCUUAUUCCUUACCCCCUCUCCCCUCACCCCUUAUCCUUUAUCCUUCCCCCCACCCCCUACCCCUCAAAACUUACCCGUUAUUCCUUAUCCCUCUUCCCUUAUCCGUUAUCCUUUACCCUUAUCUCUCACCCAUACUCCUCAUCCCUAACUAAUUUAGAAGUAAGUCUUGAUGUUGGCUUAGGGGAGGGUUAGGUGGGUAUUUUCCCAGAAACAUAUAAUAAUCCAGAAAAUCUGCUGGUCGCUAACUACUAGACAGGACUUUUUUUCAAGCCCUGAGACUUGCCAUGACAGAGUGAUCAUAAUUUAUACAAGUCUUACAUAAACCUCACUGUUCAUCAACUCUCACCUCAUACCCUCUUCUGUGACAGAUUUAUAUCUUUAGAUAAUUGAAAUGCCUGCUCAUUUAAACCCUUGGAUACCCCUUAUCCUUCAUCCUUAUCCCCUACCCCCUACCCCUCACAACUUAUCACUUAUUCAUUACCCCUCUCCCCUCAUUCAACCUUAUCCUUAUAUUCAUUACCCCCUCCCAACUUAUCCCUUUAUUCCUUAUCCUUUCAUCCCUUGUCCUUUAUCCCCUUCCCCCCCCCUACCCCACACUUAUUCAUUCAUUACCCCUCUCCCCUCAUUCCUUAUCCUUUACCCUUAUCCCCCACCCCCUACCCCCCACAACUUACCCUUUAUUCCUGAUCUCUCUCCCCUCAUCCCUUGUCCUUUAUCCUUUUCCCCACCCCCUACCCCUCACAACUUACCCCUUAUUCAUUACCCCUCUCCCCUCAUUCCUUAUCCCCUUAUUCAUUACCCCUCUCCCCUCAUUCCUUAUGCUUUACCCUUAUCCCUCACCCCCUACCCCCCACAACUUACCCCUUAUUCCUUAUCCCCCUCCCGUCAUCCCUUGUCCUUUAUCGUUUUCCCCACCCCUUACCCCUCAUCCCUUGUCCUUUAUCCCCCCCACCCCCUACCCCUAUUCAUUACCCCCUUAUCCUUUCAUCCCUCUCCCCUCAUUCUUUUAUUCCCUUAUCUUAUCCCUCUCCCUUGUCCCCCCCCCACCCCUCACCCCCCUUAUUCCUUAUCCCCCUCCCUUAUCCUUUACCAUCCCUUGUCCUUUAUUCCUGAUUUUCCCCACCCCUUGUCCUUUAUCCUUUUCCCCACCCCCUACCCCUCACAACCCCUUAUUCCUUCAUUCCUUAUGCUUUACCCUUAUCCCCCCCCCUACCCCCACAACUUACCCCUCAUCCCUUAUCCUUUACCCUUAUCUCUCACCCAUACUCCUCAUCCCUUACCCCUUAUCACUUAUCCCUCACUCCUUACUUCUUACCUCUUCCCCUUAUCCUCCCAUACUACCUCACCCCCCUUAUGCCUUACCUCCUACCCCUCAUCCCUUACUCCUCACACCCUUAAUAGAAGUUUUCUUUUCCCUCUUUAGCAAGCAGUUUCAGGAUCAUAUUUAUGAAAGUAUUAUUGAUGGUGACGAUGACAAUGAUGAUGCCAGCAAUCGCCUGAAUGAUGCAGUAAGCAAUCGUCACUGAAAUAUAUUGUACAGGUUGAUUAAUUGAGUUGGACACAUGCAUUAGCCACUGCUGUGGGAGACACUGUACCUAUAUCCAGUAGAAACUCUUAAGAAAGAAAGUAAGAAAGAAGAAAUUUUGCCACCAGAAGUAUUUAAGUAGAGUACAGGGGGAAUUGUUUGCUAAAAUAUACGCCAUAGUGGUUUGCAAGAACCUUAGCAUAAAAAUCACCAUAAAAGGUUCAACAUAAAAUCUGCAUUUGAAGCAGAAGGAAGCCGGGGAGAGCUGCUGAAAAUGCAGGAAGGCUUCUGUGGAACUGUUUUGAGGAGCAACUGCUGAAAAGCUUACUUUCUAUUUUAACCUUGCCUAAAUUUCAUUUUAGCCUCAUGAAAAGUUGUCAAAGUGGAAUUUAAAAAGUAUUACUUGUAGUAUUUUGUAUUCAUUGUAGUUAUGUGGAUAUGUAUCAAUAGCAUUUUAUUAUUUUCUUUAGGAGUAUCAAAAAAUCCUUUCACAGUAUGAUAAAAAUGGAGAUGGCGAGUUAUCAUCCAAGGAAAUGGAGCAGUAUUUUCGUGACGCUAUGGUAAAAAAAAAUAUUUUAAAAACUUUAAGCUUUGAUUAUUACUGGCUAUCUUGUUUAUUUUUUUAUGUGUGUUGUUAUUGUUGUAUGACGUUAGGCCUCUGUACGAGGUGAGGAUAGUGGAAAUAAAGCACAAGACAAAAAAGCUGCAGCUAAAAAAGGAAGUGCCAAGCAGAAAAAUCAGAAGGCAAGCCAUCGAGCAAGUGCUGUUCAGUGGAGCUUGAAACAACUUGCUGGGGGAGUGUUGGGAGUACUUGGUUUCAUUGCAUUGUGUGCUGCAUAUAUAAGAAGAAGUGGUGCAGCUGGAGGUAAUCAUCAGUUUAAUAAUUAAUGAAUUAUUACUUAGCCUGUGAACACAGAUGUCUCUCCUUGCUUCUUGCUAUAGGGAUGUUUCAUGGAAGAGACAUCUGCAAUUCAGCCCUAAAAAUUCCAUACUGAUGACAUGAGUCAAUGUACAUAAUUUAUCUGGUAUACUAAAAUUUUUGAAGUCAGUGAAGAAAAAAGUGAAGUCGUGCUGCAUCAAAAUUUAUCGCGCUUAUUCCGUCUCUUUCAAAUGAAAUCUGAUGGUGUUACAUUCAAAUGAAACCUCUUCCGCAGCCGCAGUGCCUUCUUAAAAUGUAUGCAUUUUACCACAUGAUUGAUGUAUAGUGUUAACUAGGCUUUACUCUCAAGUGGUCUCGCACUAUUGUUGAUAGUUCAGUACUUUUUCAAUCUGUUGUCAAAUUUAUGCCUUCUAUUCUAUGUAUGUUUAUACACAUGUAGAUGCAAAUGUGGAUGUACAAGAUGUCCGUGCUGCACGCCUGCGAAAACUGGGCUCUCAAAAACCUGACGCAUGUGCGGAAAGUUCUUUAGUGUCAUCCAGAACUGAAUCUUCUCAAGGCGUGUCUGAAAACAAGCAAACUGUUAGGAAGAGGUUAGAUGUCAAGACAACAGAUACUAAGAACAAUGCAGAUGAUAAGGCAUCAUCUGGAAACAAUAAAAAACUGAACAAGCCAAGAUUAUUAAAUACAAGUAUUGAUAAAAAGGGGAAGGAUUAUCAGCAAGCUCAGGCUAUAACUAAAGAGAGAUCACCUGGUAGUGUUAUACCAGCCACAGCCAUAAGGGCUGCUUCUACAGAACAGCGUCCAGUUUCCAUGGUAACCCCAGUUACUGGUACACUUAUUUCUGACCAAAGGGAAUUAGUGGACGACAUACAUAUAAGAAUAGCGGAUGUGCCAGAAGAAGAUGUAGUGUUGAAGCAUCCACCAGGUGUGAUAAAUUCUUUUGAAAAUUUAUAAUAAUUCACUUACUGCAACUCGUUACUCAAAGAAUAAUGUUCUUUGGUCUGUUUUUACUUCAAGACAUUUGCACUUAACUUUGUUCUGAUUUGCUUUGCUGUGUUUGUUUCUUUUUUCAUCUUUCUUGUAGUACUCAAGCAAGAAAGAAUACAGGUUAGAAUUUUAUUGAGGAAUAAUUUUUGAGUGGGUUGUUAGAUUCAACUAUAAAAGAUGAAAAGAUUUUUUAGUCCCAAUGAGUCCCAAGCAGAGGAGUCUCUAGAGAGAAAAGCACCAAAAAGCACCAAACAGAGGGGUCCCAUGACAAAGAAGAAAUAAUAAGUUCUUGCAGAGGUGAUCUUGAGAUGCUGGCCUUUAAGAGAACUAUAAGUUUAAGAGUUCAGCUCUGGAAUGAGGUUGUUAGACAUCCUUAGAGAAAAUUUCCUAGAAAAGAGGUUCUUAGACUUUCUCAGAAUGGUCUGGGGUCAAUAAGAGGUCAUAGAAGUGGUUAAAAAAACAUAAUUAGAAUACAUGAUCAUUGGAGUAAACAACCAUCAAAGCAGAGGUUCUUGAGCCCAUAGAUCAGUGAUCCUUCCUCAAGAGAAGGGGUUCUUCAAUCUUAAUUAACUGCAGGGAAACGAGAUUUACUGCUAAUUUAGAGAAGAGUUGCUAGUACAUGUAUGGUCAAAGGCAGAUCUUAUGUCCUUGGAGGAUACAAUUGUAGUCAUUUAAGUCUGAGGUUUACCAGGAGAGAGAUUCUUACACUAGAUAAACGAUUGAAGAAGCAAUUAAGGGUCGACCGGCUGAAACAAAGUAGGUAGUGGUGAAAGUGAGUACUGCUUAAGGAAAUGGGUGAGAUGAGUAGAGUACACGAUCCUCCCCUCCCCUCCCCUCUGCUAAAAUACUUGUUUACCUAGAGACUUGCGUUGGCUUGUUUCUAGGAUCUCCCUUAUGAAGACGUGGUAAAGAAGGUGCUUAAUCAAGUUUUGGAAUGCUCACUGGUGAGUACAUUAGAUUGUAAAUGGACAUUUUCAACAAACAAGAAAAAAAGCUAUUUUCUCACAAUCGUGGACCCCCCUGCUGUUCCAAAGCAACUCUGUGUUUGUCACCUCAUAGUUCAGGUCACUGUUGCGCAGUUGCAAUAAAAGCCGUAAGUGUGAAAUCUGACAUCUACUAAUAGUGAGUUGGUUGUUUGUACUAGGAAAUUCAGGUUGCUGCAAAGCAAGAAGUUCUUCCAUUGAUCAGGGUAUGGAAUAAUCUAGUUAACACAGAUAUUUGUUUUUGAGGGGCAGCUGUAUUUUCUUCUCCAACUCGUUAGUUACUAUUUAAAAGUCAAAGUGGAUCUUGCCAGCAAAAACAGCGUCCUCUCAUUGGUUCCUGCAACUGAAGGGUUGUGCCGUGAAACAUCUUCAGUGGCUUUGCAGCCCAAAACUUCUCAAAAUUUUUCCAAGAUUCUGGGAUCUUAACAAUUAUUUUAGAGUCCAUUCCCAAGACUCUAACUUUGAGACAAGCUAUAAUAUACAUGGAUUUUGUUUGCUUGACUGAUCUCUCAAGAAACAAUGGGACAAAUGGACCAUACUCACUCACUUUCCAUUCAAGGAAAUUUUUGAAGCUUUGUGCGGUGUCAACCUACAAUGUUAUACUUGUAAGGACAAGGUUGAUACUGCCGACUCAUUAUAUUAUUUUGGACAGUACUGUAUAUGUGUUCCUUAUAAGCACUAAUCGUGUUAUCCUAAAACCUACUAUUUCCUAGGCUGGAUCAGAUAAUGGGCAAACAGUUCUACGAAUUGAAGCAUCUGAGAUUCCUGUAAGCAGUGAUGAGUUAAGCAAGGUAUAGUUGGAAAAUAUUUAAUAGCUGGAACUAUAAACUAAGUUGAAAUGGUUAUUUUCCUUUUAGUCUGAAAAGUGAUGCAAUAACGUUUAUUUCUAUUUUAUUAAUUUAUAAGUUAUUAUUUUCUUUUUCCAGAAACUGGAAAAACUUCUUGCUAAAAGGAUAUAUAAAGAAGUUGUAAGUUGUGUUUGUGUGUCUUGUUAAUAAUCGCCCCUAUGGUAUGUGAGAUGUAAAAAAGCCAAGAGAAACCCUUCUUUUAAUCAUUGCAGUUUAUUGUUUCAUUCUAGGAUCCGAUGAAGUUUGCAAUUCAGUGCUUUGAUCGGUGUUCGCAACUGCCUGGAAAGAAUUUUAAAACAAUUCGAGAUGGAGGAAAGAUUUGGAAAGAAGUGACGUCAGUUAUUAUGGAACCAUGUGUAACAACGGUUUUGAAACAUCUUGUACAUGGUAAGUACUUUUCUUGGCCCAGUCAAAAGCAUAAUAUAUCCUAAUUGCGGGCGACAGGAGGAGCCCGCAAUCCUAAUCUUCAGGUUGCUUUUACGCAUUUACGACACGUAUGUAGCCAGCUUCAUUAGGACGUCAACUAAGAUUGAAUGGAAUGGAUUGCACAGAAACCACAGUGAUGAAGCAAAAGCGUUUUGACCUUCGAUCGUUGUCGCCCGUACUCCCUUAACCUUUGGUUAUUACUAGUUUCCAGGUUGCAAUUGCGCAUACACGGUACGUAGUGUAACCAGCAGUGGUUUAGAUGUCCACUAAGAAUGAAUGGACUGCAUAGUAUGUUGCCAACUCUUGGAUACCUAUUAGACGUGGUAUACUUAAACAACGGAGAUAUAGAGGGUCGGUUAUUUGAAAGAAGUCUAACCAAGGCCGAGGUCCUAAUUAAUCUUUGGAUCUCCAGAUCUCUCCGUAAGUGGUUUUUGUAAGACGAUAAGUACCUUUCUAGUCUACGCUUUAUAUGCUUUCAUUAAACUGUUCAAAUAAACGGUGUUUAGGGAAACGUUUUGUGGGGCUUCUUGGGCAAAAUGAAAAUGUUUUAGAACGCGGUUUUGUCAAGCAUUGGCUAAACACGGUUUAAAUAACCGCCCCGAAGAAUAUACUUUCUUAUUAAUGGUUUCUAGAAAGGUAUCUACUCACUUUCGGCACAUUUGCGGGAAAAUUACGUGCCUGAUAAUACAUAGCAUCCCUCGCAGCUGUUUUUGUCUCGUCACGCAACGCUCUUUCCCAAGAAGAGGAGAGAAGCGUUGCGUGACGAGACAAAAGGGACUGCGAGAGAGACUUAUCUUGGACAGAAUAGAAUGGAACAGCAAACCCCUAUCCUCCCAAAUCAAGGAUGAAGCCACGCAGAAGCCAAAACGCGCUAUUUUUCCAUCCUUGAUUUUCGGGGGAAGGGGCGGGGGUAUAAAUUUCCAUCUAUUAAAUUGUCUAAGAUUGUAGAUAAUACGUGUCCCGUUUUUUCUUUUGGCAGCCGCAGCAAGUCCUACAUCAGUCGAGGAAGACUUGUGGUCUGAUUUUGUUCAUUCUGGGCAAGCUGAAGUAUGCACAAUAUUUUAAACAUAAUUAUUUUUUCUUUUAUAAAGCUACUUCCAUUGAAGUACUUGCUAUUUUCAGAUUUUUUUAAAAGAUGCAAGAAAAUAAGAUGACUUGCCUCUACGUUAAGGGUCAAACGUUACAUUAUGUUAUUACAUCUGCCGAGAAAAUGCUGUCACGUGUCUGUUUGAUAGUGCAACACUAUCUAAUACCAUACACCAGACUAUGUUUAAUGUACUGACUUAAAGUUCGUUUUUGUCGCAUCGCAAUAGGCUUUUCCCGAGUUGCACAAGCCUCUGUUUUUUAGCGAGGCUAAGUGCGAAACUAUUGAUGUGAAAAUGAUUUUCUAUUCUCAUACAAAUAAAACUCAUUUUCACAAGAAAGGUUUUGCACUUAGUCAGCCUUAAUUUUGAAAGUGGGAGUUUUUGUAACUCGGAAAUGGCCUGUCAAGCAGACCUCUCACAAUUUUGUCGUUUGUCUCGCGAAUUCUUCACUCAUCGAAGUCAACUGGGAGGAAAAGUCUACAUGUCGAGCUUAGCAUUCUUGGCGAGAAGCGAAAAAACCCGUUUCUUUUGUCAGACGUCUUAGUUUAAAAUACUUUUGUACGUGACCUUUCUUGCGACCUCUGGUGCGCUUCUCAGUAAAAAUGAGUGAUUUCUUCUUUAGACCACGCUUAACUGCGAUGUUUGUACCAUAUCUUCUCGCGACAAAAUGCACCAAGAUUCUUGAAGUAAACUGUCAACUUGUCCUGACGUUUUUGCAUUUGUUUGGAUUGGAAGAUGCACCUGGAAUGAGUUCAUGGUCCUGAAGCCACUAACUCGACUACGUAGCCAGAUAGCCAACUGUUUGGGAGCACAAAGUUAAAGAUAUUCAUUUUUGUCUAUACUAACCAAGAUCUUUUCGUGUUUCAAUGCCAGGCACCUUCUCUGUACUUUCUUGGUAGCCUUGGAGGCUGGUCAUGUGACGGCGUGACAGUUAACGGCGAACUUCUUUCAAGACUUUUGGAGAAAGCAAAGCAAGAUUCAGAAGUGAAAGAUACCUUUGUUGAAAUGGUAUGUCUAUCCACAGAUCGAGGGAAGGCGCGCCAGAGACCUGGUGACUGAGGAAUUGUUCUUAACUGUGUUACGAAUUUCUUCUCAUUGGAAGUAUACUCUUGCCCGAACAGUAUUACUUUGCAAAUGGCUAUAACAAGUUCGUAAUUUCCGCUUUAAAACACUAAGCGCUUCUGAAAGUACAUUCCAAAAAAGGUUUAGAAAAUCAGUGACUCAUUUACAUAGUAUUUGACAUAAAACACUGAAAAUGUAAACGGUAGCUUUGAAGUUGCUUGCCUUAGUUUUUGCAAAUUUCCCUGGUUUCUAGUCGUUGUGCAUUUCUUUUAUUUGUGGCACAUUCCAGAUAUAAUGAAUGUUGCUGACAUUUUUGUUCAGUACCCAAAUUAAAAUGUACCAUCGUUGUUCUUUUAUUUUCCUUAAUCGAGAUGAUGUUUUAUUUUGUUCAAGGUAACUGUCGGAGGAAGAAAAAUUGCUCAGUAUAAGAGGUUUGUAACUUAAAUUUUAGUGUCCCCUUCGAUUUCCUCUUCCCUCCCUCGCAGUGGUGAGCAAGCUCUUUAUUUGGGGGUUGAAAUGCUGUUUUAGGUACACUUUGCAAGUCUGCAAAUACGAUUUUUUUUUAUUAAGGACAUAUAUCCGAUCAUGUCACUGUUUCAGUCGGACAAACCAGAAAAGCUGUGGGACAUUCAUUGUGUCGACUUAAGAUUUUUUUAAAACUACUGUGCAAAUCUGCGCUACUAAAUGAUAGUCUUUGGUACCGUAAAUCCUCUAUUAAGCCCCCUUUCAAAUAAGCCCCCCCCCCUGGCCCUUCCUUUUCAGGGAAGAAAGUUAAUAAGCCCCUCUUUCCUCCCUGAUCCAGGAUGGUUGUUUAUUCACCAGGUGGAAGAUGUUUUUGAUUCCCGGCUGCAUGACCUCCAGCUUCUUGUACUUGAGCUUUUCCACUUUGCAUUCUAGUUCUUUAUGGAUAACUGAUGCCAUCAUCUUUAGUAAAUUAAAAAGCCCCCCUCUCAAAUAAGCCUCCUGUCUCUGUUAAGCCCCCCCCCACCCCUCAAAUGUGUUUGAAAUAAGUAAGCCUCCCUCCCGCAGGUAGGUUUUUUUUCGUAUAUGCGAAAUUGUAGUCGGACAUUGUCAGAUGACCAAGUCUUAUUUGAAGCCCUGCUUUGCUCCAAUUUCGUCUUAACUGUGCGUGCUGUUUAUUGAUGUCAUUGUGUGUUUCAAAUCUCUUUUAUCAUCUCCAAAAAUAGGAUCAACGAGAUAACAUUAGAGAGCAAAAGUGUUUUUAGAGGACUGGAAAUUCUUCUUUCGCAGGUAGCGUACACAGCCGGACUAAACUGUUUACUUUCCGUUUUUGUUUAUCAAGAAAUAUCCUGUCUUAAAUGAGAGAUAGAGUGUUCAUGUUUUAGAUCGCAUUAUUAUGUUAUGUACAUGUGUACUAAACACGAAGUUUAGCAACCUUUUUUCUCUUAUAUUUUAGCCUACCAUGACGGAGUUUCUUGCAGAAGCCCUUGAAAAAGAACUGGAUUAUGGCGUUAAAGAACUGGUAAUUAUUUUACCCCUGAUUAAUUAUUUCACUUCUGAUAAAGUUUGCAUUGUCGUUAUUGAAACCUUGAGUUAAAAAUAGCUUUCCUUGUCUUCUGUCUUUGCAGGGUAUUUUCUUUCAAGAGAAGUCACUGUUUUCAUCAUUUCUGAAAAUUUCUACACUCGAUGUUAAAGUAGACAAGUCUCGUGUGGCUUCAUGCUUCUUUGAGCUGCCUCACUUUCCCCAGGCUUUCCGCAGCGAUGUUGAUCAACUUCAGGUACUGUCUUGUAUGUUUCUUUAGUGAAGAAAGUUUGUCUUUCUGCUAAGGUUUUUCUUUCAGGAACAAAAUAUUAACGCACCGUUACGAAGGGACGUAACGAACGCACUUUUACCUUUGCGUCUUGAAAUACUAGGGGUGCCCUAGUGAUGGGUUAAUGUCCCAUCGAGGGGAGGGGAGAGGGGCUUCGAAGCAGUAUUCUGUGUGGCUUCACUCUAGAGGAAGUAGUUUCAGGAGGUGGGUGACCUGUGACUCGUUAAGACUCUCUUUCCCAUUGUCCACUGGCCAUCCACACAGACGUUCGUUUGGCUCGUCACGCAAUCCUGCCUAACGAACGCUUUUGAGAAGGAAAGCGUGACAAAGCCCUAAGAACGUUUGUGUGGGAGGCUUAUUGUCCACUUGAUGCAUAACAAUUUUGUCAGCAACUGACAGCUUUUGCCUUUGUUUGUACAGUCGCAGAUCAUGGACGGCAUUCAUUCCUGUCAGAAUGUUGUUUACAAGGCGCUUGUGAAACUACUGAAAUCUAACAUCAAGGACAGGUCAGACAGACAUUGUUACCAAGCAGAUGGCCUGCGCGGCAGGCGUUCGAAAGGAUAAUAAGGGGGAAGGAGAUUCCCGCGCAAGAAGCGCAAAAUGCUCGCGAGGCUCCCUUCUUUCGUGCGUGGUCUCGCGCCUAAAUUUUCUUCCCCCUUCCUUUCGAACUCAAUCCAGGCUACCAUGCAGAAACCGUAUCUCUUAGCUUAGAAACUUGUUCUCUGUCUUAUGCUCUUAGAAGGUCAAGUCUUGGGUUCCUUCCCCCCCCCCUGGAAACCCAAUAACGUCUUGAGAUUUGUGAUGUUUUAGUGUAAUCCCUGAGGUCAAAAUCUACUUCUAAAUACACGAUCCCAGUAUUUCAAACUUAGCAACUCCUUAAGUGACCUGUUGCAUUGCAAAGUUAAAUUUUCACACUUAAACUGAGCAGACAGAGGACUCACGUUUAUACGGCAAGUCAAAAUUUUUUCUGCUGGGAGGAAAAUAUUGUGGGGAUGGUGGACAACUGGAACAGAGCAUUUAAAACAUUUUGAGGUUGAAAACGUCAACAUAGGACUGUGGCAACGAUAAGCAAUUAGGAAUAAUGUGAUUACCUUUUCAUUUACAUGCUGUUGAAUGAAUUAUUUCAAGCAAACUUCCUGCCUGACUGCCAAGCUUUCUUUUUCAUGUUUAGUGCGUUAGCAUGGCUGGCUGGUGUUGUGUCACUUAAUGAUUUGAGGCUGUCACCAAAUUUGCCACGAGAUAAUUUCAAGACAGCAGUUGCAAGCGAUGGUAAGAUUCAAAGUUGUUUUGAACAGUCGGCACAGGCUUACUGUCCUUUAGAAAUUGUUGCCCUGUGCAUUUUUGAUGGUCAUUAAGUGAGUCAUAAGUUAAAUGAUUGAUUUGCAAAACAGUCGGCUUCUUUCUUGUGAAAAUUCAGUGUUAGUCGUAAGGCGCGCAAGAAAUCUCACGUGGACGUAGGGCAUCCCCUUGCCCUUUGUUUGACAAGUGCUUGUGUUCUCAGUUGACCAAUGCAAAAAUACGACUAUAGUUGAUAUGUAAUUUUGAUGACUAUUUCUUAGUUGUAGUUAUUUUUUGAACAGCAUACUAGACUGACAAUUUGAGAUUUUUAAAAUUAGUCUUUUUAAUCCCCAGCCUUCAUGUUGGAGGUCACUUUCCCAGGUCCCUUGUGGGUGUUUUUUUUUUUUUCGAUAUCUGCUUUGUCCGUGAUCUGGGAGAGCUGAUUGCCGUAUGUUUUGUUUUACACCCGGGUCCAGUUGCUCAAAAAGUCGAUAAAGUUAUCCACUGGAUAAGGUAAUUGGUUUCCCCAAUACUUAUCCGCUUCAUAGUGAUUUAUCAGGUGGAUUGCGCGAUCCAGCUUUCAAACAACCGAGACCAGGCAUCUUAUCUGUGUCUUGAUUCCAUUGCAGGCUUUAUGAUGAACCUAUGCACAGUCGCUCUACAGCUUUGUGAUUCAUUCCUACUUUCCAAAGGAAAAGUAAAGUAUAAACAGAUAGAACCGUAUUACUGUACCUCUAGAAGCUGCCGUCUGAGAUUUGACAACGAACGUACGCUGGCAGGUGGACAUAUUGGUUAGUAAAAAAAUGUUUUUUUGUUGUUGACGCUCAUUGUUAUAUUUACGUGAUUUUGUUUCCAUAAAACACUGAAAACUGUGAUUUACUGUUUGAUGUGUUUUAUUCCACACCCCCUCCCCCCCUUAGACUCGUUUCCAGGGUGUCUUCUCGAUCUUGCUCACUUGAGGAGGGACCCUGGAAACGAGGUGUUACAACUCGCACUCUUCGAAAAGCCACCCCUAUGAAACAUAAGAAGAAAGGUUAGUGCGCGUUGUUCCGUGCGAGAGGUUCGGAGUUCCAUUCCCAGGUGUGACUACAAGUCUGUCUUUCGACUUCUUUCCUUUCUGUGUAGCUUUAUGUAGCUUUAAAUACCCGUAAAACGGGGCUCUUAGGAUGGCAUCAGCUUUGUUAAGAGUUACCAAGGUAAACAAAGGACCUUUAACUGAACAUUAAAUUACUUUGCAUGGAGGUGCCUAGAUUUUCAUGUUUAUCUUGAUUGACUUGCUCUUUUCUUAAUUCAGGUACGGAUACUGAGGAGAGAACGGAUUUACACAGUAUACUUUUCCCUUCUGAAGAACUGAAAGGUGUGUGUGGGUAGCCUAGAAACGACAAAAUGGAGACAUUCAGUAUAUUGAACUUUACCCAGCAGCGUGAAUGUCUCGGCCCGCCCUUAUUUUUUGGGUGGCUUAGACAGUAAAAGGUGAACCCUAACCUGUCAAUCGCAAAGUUGGUCACCGAAAGACAUUUUAUACAAGAGGGAAACGUACCAUAUUUCAUUGGCAUCAGUAGGAAGUGUUUAGCAGUUUUAAUUGUUUCAUUUGCCCGUCCGCACUUUCGAAUUUCAAUCAAAGACUCGAAAAUUAGAACCAACUUUUACAGCAUAAUAAACAGUACCACGGGAGAGUACUGCUUAGCAGUGUUUUAUUUGAAUGUUCAAACUUAAAGAUUUCAUCCAGGGACUGAAAAGUUAAUUAUUAGUAGAAACACCAGCAUACAGUUCCACAGGAAAUAAUUGCUCAGUAGAUUUUAUUUGUAUCGUCAAAGUCACAGACUCAGUGAAACGUUAGAACUCUGUACGAGGUGGUUCUAAACAGUACCACGGGAGAAUAUUGUUGAAUAGCCUUCUCUUGAAUGGUCAAACUGUACGAUUUCGUCUACGGACUCCAAAGUCAGAUUCAUUUCCUACAGCGUCAUUAACCCUUUAGCCCCAAUAGUGAUCAACAUCAAUUUUCUCCUAACGAUAUCCAUAUAUUGUCAAGAGAUAAGGUUAUGAGAAUUAAUAACACGAUCACCACAGAUAAAAUGCCUUGAUCUAUUAUCAAAUUCUCUCAACUCAUUCUUUAAGAAAAUGUAUAGAAACCAUUUUGGAGAAUUUGUAUGUGAAUAUUGGUGCUUAAAGGGUUAACAGUACAACAGGAAAGUACGGCUCAUUAUCUGUCAUGAGAUUAGUGCCAACUUGGGAUUAGAAUAGGCCAUUUCCGAGUUCCCCCGGGCCUCUGUUUCAAAACGAGUGUAGGUGCUCAGCCUUUGAUAUGGAGAUCAUUUUUCAUUCUCAUUCAAAUAAAACUCAUUUUCAUAUUAAAGAAAGGUUGUGCACCUAGCCUCAUUUUGAAAAUGCGGGUUUUUGGAACUCGGAUGUAGCGGUCUAUUACAUGGUAGAGUUGUAAGAUUUUUUAUUGUGACCGUUAUAUACUGCAUUACUGUGGUGUUUAACAACUCCAAUGUUUUUAGGUCAGUUUAAGCUGAUGACAGAGAUGUUCCACCUCACGCAUAGUGCCCUGCAUACCGGACUAACCAGCACCAUUCAACAUUAUAACAAACUCUUGAGGUCAGAUAUCUUGGUUCUUAUGUUUCGUAUGAAUGUCUCGGUCGAUACGUCGGUUGAUAUUGUGGCAUCGACCGAUCUGUCGAUACUCGACUGAUACUCAGUCUAUGUUUUUCGAUCGAUACUCGACAGAUAAGCGAUAGACAGAUACGUUCACCGAUGUAUCGACUGAAGCAACGACCAACUCUCACGUAAGAAACAUGAUCCACUAAGACUUAGUUAUCAUCCGUCGAUCCUGAAUCCUGUCAUGGACGCAACGAAAAAAGAUCUGAGGCCCUAAGAGUACGACAAUAAAUUGCCUAGUCAAAAAAGAAAAUUUAGACACAGAUCUACCGGAGAGAAAGCACCUAUUCCAUAAAGGAAACAGAGACGGAAUACAAUAGCUCCUGGCUUAUGGUUGAUUAUCUAAACAACGUAAGAAACCGUUUUCCUUUUUGUAUUCUUCAGAAGUUACAUGAUGAUGACAGAAGCGAUGGAAGGUACUUCGGCGGAGACUGAAGGCCGGAGAAAAUUUCUUGCUGUAAGUUUGGUUUCCAGUUUUAAGUUUGACUGCCUUAGUUGUCGUCUUUGUCUUUUCUUCUAUCUGCAGUGUCCCGAUCCCGACGACUGAAUGCAAGUAGUGAAUUUCGGAAAUACAUCGGUGUUUUCCGAACGAAGCCGAAAGCCAUGCAAUGGCCAGUAUUUUCGCCCGGGUUCCUAGCUGUUGCGUAGGCUCACUUGGUUCCAUUCCCUCGGCGACUGAGCUCAAUUGCCUAAUAUAGCCGCUGCUUGAAUAGAAAAUUCUAUUCUUUCGUUUUAUUCGCAAGAGAUACAGGGCGCCCUUUGGAACAAGAGUAUUGGAAAACUUUUUUCGCGAAAUGUAGGUGCUUUCAAGAAAGAAAUGAUGUUAAGUCAUGUUAACCCAAAUGAUUUGUCCUCUUUAAGCUGUUCGUUCUCCAAUGGGACACUUGUCUUCAAGACGCGCACUUUAUGAGGCUUUGCUCAGAGUUUUACAUCACAAGUGCUGCAUGGCUUCUUCAUCUCUUGGAAAACUGUGCCUCUGAGAAUCAGGUAAAGGGAAUCGUUAAUGGGCUCACCAUUUCUGUUUUCUAUAUCUUAGUACAGUGCAUCUGUGAGUUGAGAUGAAAUACGCCUGCGGCAGUGUUCGUACCAGGAUUUCUUACACUGGGGUCCACAGGACCCGUACAGAAGCUAAAGGGGGUUCAUGAGGUAGAAAAACGGGUCACAAUUUUUAGAUACAGUUGACUCAACGUUUUUACAGGUCUGAGUAUUAGAUAAUGAUGUUUUUUUUUCUUGUAAAGACGCCGUAACCAAUUAAAUUUUGGCUUAUAUGUUAAGGAGAUGUACGUAUGUGUAAGUAUGCUUACGUACGUUUUGUAAUAGGUUUUUUUCCUUCUUUGCGUCCUUGGGACCCCUUGGACUAAUUAUAGUGCGGCACUUUCCGAAAAAGUGCGGCAAUGCCGCAAUGCCGCGGUCUGGUAAGAACCCUGCUGUGGCCGAGGUAGAUAACACCCUCUGAGAUCUGCAUAAUUCUUCAUAUUAUACUCAGGCUCAUUCAAUAUUCAGUUAAAUAUAAGACAGAAUUUUUACACUUUUCUAAAAUUCAUAAAAACUAUCCGGGAAUGGUUUAUUUUCCAUAAUCUCACACGUGAGUUUAUCGAUGAAAAUUUCGGUAAUUUCCUCCAAAAUUUGUAGGCGUCUUGCGUCCUUUGAAUUUUAACUUUUUCAAAGCUUUGCUUACAUUGUACUAUUCAUAUUUUCCCUGUUUUAAAGAGGUUUAACCCACCAUUCUGUGAAAUUGUUUAUUUUAUCGAUGUCUUUUUUGUGAUUUGGCCGAAGAUGAAAUUUAUUUUCCGUGCUAAAACAAUAUUUUACUCACUCGCUGCGCUCGUUCGUAAAAUUUUUUUGCCAAAAUUCCUGAGUUUUAUCCUCUAUUUAAAGACAUGUGUUCUUGGUUUAAGAGAAGUACGUGGAACUAUACACAAUAUUUUCCCUGUUUUUAAGAGGUUUAACCCACCAUUCUGUAAAAUUGUUUUCAGUUUAAGAUGAAAUAAGCAGUUCCUGAGUUCUACGUUAAAGACAUGUCUAUUUUAGCUAAAGUCUUGAAGGUUUGAUCGCAUCCACUUUCAUUCUCACAAGAAAUCAUUUACCACUUAAACAUUUGAAUCUGUGGAUGAAAUCCUAUGGUGUAACGAAAAUCAAAUCAAAUGAAUCCUCUUUAGUAGAACUUUUUACAUCGUUCUAUUUAUUUAGUUUGUAGUUCUAACUUUUAAGUCUGUGGAUGAAAUCCUAUGGUGUUACCAUUCAAAUGAAACCUCGUCAGCAGUACUUUCACAUGGUACUAUUUAUUUAGUAUGUAGUUCUAACUUUUGAAUCUGUGGAUGAAAUCCUAUGGUGUUACCAUUCAAAUGAAUCCUCUUCAGCAGUACUUUCACAUGGUACUAUUUAUUUAGUAUGUAGUUGUAACUUUUGAAUCUGUGGAUGAAAUCCCGUGGUGUUACCAUUCAAAUGAAACCUCUUCAGUAGUGCUUUCACAUGGUACUAUUUAUUCAGUAUGUAGUUGUAACUUUUGAAUCUGUGGAUGAAGUGCUAUGGUGUUACCAUUCAAAUGAAACCUCUUCAGCAGUAUUUUCACAUGGGACUAUUUAUUUAGUAUGUAGUUCUAACUUUUAAGUCUGUGAAUGAAAUCCUAUGGUGUUACCAUUCAAAUGAAACCUCUUCAGCAGUACUUUCACAUGGUACUAUUUAUUUAGUAUGUAGUUCUAACUUUUAAGUCUGUGGAUAAAAUCCUAUGGUGUUACCAUUCAAAUGAAUCCGCCUCAGCAGUACUUUCACAUGGUACUAUUUAUUUAGUAUGUAGUUCUAACUUUUAAGUCUGUGAAUGAAAUCCUAUGGUGUUACCAUUCAAAUGAAUCCGCCUCAGCAGUACUUUCACAUAGUACUAUUUAUUUAGUAUGUAGUUCUAACUUUUAAGUCUGUGAAUGAAAUCCUAUGGUGUUACCAUUCAAAUGAAACCUCGUCAGCAGUACUUUCACAUGGUACUAUUUAUUUAGUUUGUAUAUAGAAAACUAUUUGAAGUAACUUCGCCUGAUGUUGGGUACUUCUCGUUGUCGCUUGUCAAACCUGUGUUAAACGGUCAUCCCGUAUUAUGCGGUCAGGCUGGCUUUUGCCCAAACGUGUAAGCUUUCGUUACCCCUGACCCUAACUCACGCACCGUCACUGGUGUUCUGUUGUGUUACAGAUCUGUUGUUUCGUGGAUUGUUGUGCGACACUCAUUGAGCGCCGAGAUCUGAUGCCUGGUCCUGUUGCCGCUUCGAGAAUUGUAACAGGGCUGCUGUCAUUCGCUGAAAUUUGCUCCCGAAAUAAGAGGUACUUUUGCUUAUUAGAAAAUAUUAGUGACAGGGAAUGCGGCCCAUUAGAGUAUACAAACAAGCAAGCAAGGCAUAACAGAGAACGAAGAAGGAAGUAAAGUGCAGAAAGUCAAGGAUGAAACUUAGCAGUUCUUCAAAGUAGAUACCGUAAAAUUCCCAAAAUAAGCCCCUCCAAAUAUAAGCCCCCCCAAAAAACCCUCCGUUAAAUCGCCCCUCCGAAUAUAAGCCCCCCGGAGGGCUUGUACUGGAAAUUUGCCCUCGAAUACAAAGCAACAAAAAGCAAAAAUGGUAAAUUUCCUUCCCACAACAAACUAGCCCAAUCUCAAAUUUCCCUCUGCACAUAAGCUCCUCCGAAUAUAGGCCCCUCGAAAAAUAAGCCCCUCAAAAAGGGCCUUUGAAAAUUAUAAGCCCGGGGCUUAUUUUCGGAAUUUUAAGGUAUUGUGACACUGUCUUCUUGAGACACUGUCCUCCGAUGAGCUAACCUCAGUGAAAAAAAACAAUCCACCCCCCCUCUCCUCCAUUCAGAGUUGGGGUGUGUGUUGUUUCCUACAGGUACAGUGGUACAACAUUGCAUGGAGGGGGUGGGGAGGGAAAACUUCAUUUUCCCCUUUUUAAGUGAGAAAAAGUCAGAAAGGCCCUGUAGGUCAAAGUGUCUCAACUAAUUUUGUCGCUGAUUGGAGCUUCUGGUCUUACUCAGAAAACAGUGCAAUAUAAUUAUCAGCUUGCUGGACAGUAACCAUAUCGCCGCGAUUUUCAUAUCAGCCCCAUCUUCGUCCUUUCCGUGUUUUUGCGUUCUAAAAUUUUGACCGCAGUAGAAAACCCUUGUAAGGGAGUGUCGAUAUAUUUCGUAUAGUAUUGGUUCCAUUUCUUGAGUCUGCCUUGGGCAGUAAAUCGUCAGCUGAUCAUUGUCGGACCCAUCAUAGUGUUGUGGUUAGAGCACUGACCUUAAAAACCUGUUGUCGCGGUUUCAAGUUCCGCUGCACUGAGCCAUUAGCUCGAGUUGUUUAAAGGGACCUGGGUUGGUAAAUAACCAGACAUGAUACAUUCAUGAGAUAGUUAUGCGCGUUUCGGAACUAGGGAUUUGCGCGGCACCAUGGCUUUCGUACAGUUUGCCUCAGGGUUGCAAAUGACUCUGGGUCGGUGCUGUUUGUUCUGUGUCAAUGUAUUACGUGGUUGUUAUCGCUGUUGUUGUUGUUUUUUUUUUUGGGGGGGGGGAGGGAGCUGGACACCAUUUCUUUGUCUUUUGGCCAUUUGGAGAUUGUGCGGGGAACUGGGUCAAAUUUCCGGGCCCCCCCCGAAACGACCCAUAAACUUCACCCGGCCUGACACGUAACCUCCCGGCCUGACACGUAACCUCACGACUGUACGGGCAGGCUGGGCUAGAUGAAAACAGCGUGUACCUUUUUGUAUCUCCCUAGAACGAAAAAUACUGGAAACGUAUCUCAACUUACCUGCUUUUUUUUUGUUUUGUUUCAGAAAAAACAAGUUGUUGGACACGACAUCUUGGGGAAGGUAUGGAAUCCGACAUUAUUAUUCUUAUGUGGCUCAGUAUGUUUGGUUACUUUCAAUUUACCAAAUGAAACUUCAUUGUUAUUUUCAUCUUACAGUGGCAUUGAAGGUGAUCUGGUAGCUUGCGUUGCCAUGUGUUCAGCGGUGAGAGAGAAACUCUGUCCAGCUCUCCUUCAUACCUAUUGCGCGGUUGACAUCGUGGAGGGCCUGGACGUGGACAAAGAAGAGUUUGACAAAUUUUCAGCUAGGUAUGAACACUCUGUUUUCAAGUCACGUUAUAAGAAGGAGAACGCCAAUGGCUGUUUCUGCUAACUUGUCUCUAUAUACCCCGUCUCGUUUAACUGACUGUACAGAACAAGUAGCCUGCAUAACAAGCGCUUUUGGGCGCUCAUGACGCGCGAGAAAGGGGAGGGGAAGGUCUCCUCUCGCCUGUCUAGCGCCUCGCGCUGCCGCUUUCAAACCCGCCUUUUACGCAGCCUACUGAAUGAACGAACUUGGCUUCGAGACGAUGAAGUGAUUUUCACGGAUGAUAAACCCGGAUGUUUAAAUUGGAUGUUGUAGUUACCACUUAUUUAGUACGAACACCACCAAGUCUAAACAGACCUCAGCUAAGCUAUUUUUGUCUGUGUCAGAUUUGAGAUUGUCAAGUUGUUGGAAAUUCUGUGGAAACGGCCUGAUAUUGCACCUUCAAUUCUGAAAGAAUGCGGAAGAGAAUCCUUUCAGGUAUAAUGUUCUUCUGGUAUUUUUGUCUGUUGACGGUACCCUCCGUAGGUUUUGUCUAAUUUGUGUGAGACCUCUCGCCUGGGGCUAUGCCAUGCUGAUGAGUCCUGAUGAGGACGAAACAGCUGUCCAUGGCUGCCAACACCGGGGUGAUAUGGUUGUGCGCAUGCGUAAGGUACUGGCCAUACCGCGGAGUUGGUACGUGUGCUACAGUGCUUAAAUAGGUUUUGUUUAAUUUUCCAUGUAAGAACGUUCUGACUCGUCCUCAGUUGCCUCUUUUUGUCUUCUUAUCAAUACAGUAAAAACCUGCGAGUAACAACCAGUUUGGCUAAAAUUUGCCAGUUAGGCCCCCUCUAUACAAGAACCUGUUGUGCCCAAAAUUUGAAAAUGGUUCUUAUUUUAUAAAAUUUAUUUUAAAAAAUUCUGCACACUUGGGCAAGUAAGAUGAGUCAACAUUCAGGAACCUCUGGAGACAUAGGUGCCUUAUCACUCCAACUACAAUGUACUGGAUGCAGGUUUUAUAUAAGGAAUAAGCCCAAGACCACUAACUAAGUAGUCUUAGCUACAUUGUAUUUUUCCUUCAGAGAAUAAGAACCCAUUUAAGAACCUAAAUAGCGUAAAUUUGUGCGACUUACCAUUUAUUUAUGUUUGAGUAAAACUAAGACAAACCUUUUUAUUAAUAUAUGUUAGAGAUUGGUUCCAAGAUUUUGAGAUUUUAUUUAAGUUAUAUUUUUAUUUUUUAAGGCGAUUUUCAAUUUUUUAUUAAUGUUGUGGACUCUUAGGAAUAGGCGCUAUACAAAUAAAUUGUUAUCAGUGUUAUUAUGUGAGAACUUGUUUAGGCUAACUUGGGAGAAUGCAGGUUCUUACUCGCUUGUUUUUGCUGUAUAAACGAGCGAAGCGCGUGUAAGGUAUGCGCGCGCGGGGGGAAAUGGGAGUGGAUCCCUCUCUCCUUCCCGUCGUCCCCUUCUCCGAGAUGUCGAAGCAGUCUCCCGCGACCGUUCCGUGACCGCUUAUAAAUGAUAAGAGAAGACUUGGGAAGAGUCAGAUGUUUGACGUAAUCAAGUGGUAACGUCGAUCGGUGUGGACCAAAAAUUGAAGUAUAGAUAUUUUAGAACUUUGAAGAAGAAGAAGAAAAAAAAGGACAUGGCUAGCGUUUUGCACCCUCCUAUACUAAGACGGUAAUCUUUGAAAUUUUUUUGUACUGACUGGAGUUUGUUUAUGUAUUUAAGUCUUUCCUAGGAGCCGUACUGGACACGCUUCUAUACGUGUUAAAAGAUGGUUUGCUACGGCUUACGAACGUCAGAAAACUGCAGUGUGCCAAAAAGUGUGGUACGUAUUUUAUGGCUCUUGCUGUUUUGUUUUCUUGUUUAUGGGGGAGAUUAACCAGAUUACUAGGAAGACAGACCUUCAAUUGUGUACAAAUUGUGUACAGUAUUAUAGUACCGGCAAACAUACUAUCAAAUCACAAGACAGACACACACUUAGAACAUAAGACAGGCUUGAAGGACAAACCAGCGAGCAGAUAAACUGUCAGUCUUAUUGUUGCCCACCUAGAAUAGCUCCGCUAAUUGUGGGUAGCAUAGACCUAACUCAUUUGACAAUUCAAUAAACUGUUGUUGUUGUUGAUGUUAACGCUGAUGCAACCAUGCAAGCAAUAAUGACGAUAUACACUUUUUUCGAUAGAUGAGAAGUGGAAAGAGUUAAGCGUAGAAGAACGUCAGGAAAAGGAGCAGUUUUUAAGGAGCGAGGAACACGUGUCAAAGUCUUUCAUGGAAAUGGUGGGUUUGUAUGUACGUUACACUGUAAGGCAGUAAAAGCAUCUGUACAUGCGUUACACUGAUCAAUCAUGGGACACGUUUCUCUUAAAAGAUAUUUUCACUCCUAAGAGAACACUUAUUUGUCUAAUCACAUUUGAUGAAAACGAUUUAGUUAUUGACUGUUCUCUGAGCUGGUAAAAUAAAGUCCAUGUGGUUCUUAAAUUUUUCUCUAACCAGAGCCUUGACUGAACCUAGAUUGCUUCCCUGGGUCUGGCUCCCGUAGUUGGGUACCCUGUGACCGGUUCGCUCCUUACGUUUCUACUUAUCUGAUUUCAAAGUACUUUGAAUAAUUAAUUUCCAGGAAAUCACAGUAGCUUAUAGUUACAUUGCACUAAUUUUUGUUAUUUUUAGGCUAAUGCAACUUUGGCGUUUCUGGAAAAAAUAACCGAGGAAGACAAAGUAUCGCGCUGUUUCUCGCGUUCUCCUCUUUCCUUGCGAGCAGCGGAUGCGGUAAGCCUUUAUAUAUUUCAAAUUCGUAUCUUACAUCAGUAAAACAACAGGGAAUUUUUUUGAUGUAAUAAGUACCGACGCUUAUAGCCUGCAGACAAGCUCUCCUUUUGGGGCAGUCGCAAGAAGUCACGCGCGAGGGGCAAUCGAAAGGAGAGGCGAAAGCGAUAAGCGGGAAAAGUCCCUUGCGGCUUUGGCGUUCGAUCGCCCGUUGUUUCGCGGCUUGCUUCGCUCGCCGGAAAUGAAGUAGCAGCUGCUCGGAAGCUGAAAGCCAAUUGGUUUGCUAAACAAACCGGAAAACAAUGGUAAACAAUGAAUUACCAUUUUUUAAAAGAACGAAUCAGGAGAGACCUUACGAGCAGCUCCUACACUACCGUAAUGAAAAGCUUGCUCGCAGGCUACAACCCUUAUUACUGUCAGCUCUUCUUAUUUAGCUGAUGUUUGAAAAGGCGAUUGAUUUCUUUCAGAUAAUUGGAUUUUUGCAUUCACUCUGCGGUCGUAAAUGCUCGGAUUUGAAAGUUCAAAAUAUGGAAAAGUAAGUAUGAUUGUAGGUUAAUUUAUCCCUCAAAGAAUUUAUUCUAAAUUUUCCCCUUUUGGCCCCAAAAUUUAAUUGAAAAAGGCCUGUUGAUUAUUAGUUAAAAAUGUUUCUUGAUAGCUGAGAGGUGGUGACUCAUCCUGGCACGUGCUCUACCUUUGUUUUUUCGAGCGUAACCCACACUCCACCCCUCUCGCAAAUAAGACGCCCACGUGUUUUUCCACAUGUAGCCUUCGCUUCUUCCUCGUACCCAGGUUCCUCUCUUUUCCUCCCUCCAGAAGAGACGACCCCGGGAACAAGGUUGCGUUCGCUUUCUCACCGGUGGAAACAUUUCUUUUGUAUUUCCUGCGUUUAUUUUGCAGGUAUUCAUUUGACCCUCGUGAUUUGCUGGUCAAAAUUUUAACAGUGUUAGUGCGCAUGGCAAACGCUAGCGAGGACAGAGAAUUUGUCAAAUGUCUGGCAGCUAACCCUGAUUACAGCAGGCUCAGUAUCGAGAAAGCGUUGUGUGUUGUGCAGCGAGAGAAUCUCGCUGCAGACCACGUGGUACAAGAUUUGAGAAAAGUCAUGCAGGAGGUAUUAUAUUCAUGUAAUAGUUAUGUCACUUAAUGUUUGCAGUAGUCAGCAGUCGGUUAGCUACCCGCUUCCGUUAACGUUAUUUUGAUUAAUGUUGUCUUCAUCACCUACCUAAACUUAAAUUACAGACUCGGGCAUACUUGUCCAAUACUCCGACAAAUUUUUGCAUGGCUUCGUUUAAUUAUUUUCUCAUUGUUUUGCUUCGUUCUUUGUUGUAAUGCUUUUGUUCAGUAUUGUAAUGUGAACAUAAUACAAUGCCAUGCAUAAAUUUGUCAGAGGGAGUGUAGGCCAUUUUAGAGUUGUGUACUCAGUGCCCUGAGUUUUGAUUUGUUACAAACUUUCCUGCUUUUCACGUGCAAAUGGUGGUAUUCUCAUGCUAACAAGCCGGUGAACAUGAUCAUUUACCUAUGAAAACAAGAGGGUUUGUUACAAAACCCGGUCACCGCCAGCCUCGCUUCUAUCCAAAGGCCAGGGCACUGAGCACACAACUGUAAAUUGGCCUAUUGGACAACCCUUAACUCGGAAUGGAUCAUAAAACGUUUCCGGGAAACUGCCCACCUACCCCUCCCCUAAGCCAGCAUUAACACUUACUUCUCACCUAGGACAAAAUGUUGGCCUAGGGGUGGGGUAGGUGGGCAGUUUCCCAGAGGCGUAUGAUGAUCCCUCGGGAUUAACCUUAACGGUUCUGUAUCACGCUCUUUCCUAUCUUUUCAAAAAAGCUACAAUUUGUCUUCGCAUCAAUUGAAUGCCAAAAAUAAUGGUCCAGCUUUGUUUUUCCAGACUGUUUUGUCUCUCUUGCUACGGAUGGCAAAGAUAGACGUUGUUUGAAACUUGAAAAAUUUGGGCCAGUUUGAAUGGUUAGUUCUUUACUAACCAUAAUGCGCCUGUUUGCUAUGGUUAAAGGCUAAAGGCUCUAGGUAAUGACUUAAACACUGAAUUGACCUAUAAAAACAACAAUGUUCUCGUGGCAUGGUCCCUUUUGAGACUGCCGUCCUGAUAUUUUCUUGUAGGUUCAAUCACUGUUAGCAGUAGACGACGAGCACUUCUCCAGCGUUGAACCCGAAAAUACGAUUCCUUCGCCACAAGAGUCACCAGUCAUCAAGGAAGAAAGUGAAACGUACAUUGAAACUCUUGAACCCCUAAAGUUUGACACCGCUGAACUUGUGGUAAGAACACUCUUUCAUUGUUUAGUUGUUAACAUUAUAAUACGCAUGCGCAUUAGAAGUUAAUCAAUUAUUUUUAAACUGUUAUUUUUAACUAUUAUUUAUUUAUUUAUAUUUGGUUGGAACUUUUAAUAAAUUCGUCUAUAAUCAGAUUCGCGUCAUUUUCUAAUCGUUAGAAAGUUAUUGGACGGGUGACGCAGUGAUUCUUUCAAAUUUCGUCAGUGGCUUUAGGACGACAAGCGACGAAGAAAUAUUUUGAAUUUAAUGGCUAUUUGAGUAUGAUCUUGUAAGAAUUGAGUUUCUUUGGUUUCAUCUGUCUUUUGCGUAUGCUUACUUUUUUGGAAACUGCUACUGUGAAACUUCCUAGGUCAUUUAAAGGAAACUUUGACUUAUUUGGUUUUAAAUACCUUUCAGGACUGUCACGCCUUUCGUUGCCGUGCUUCACAGCCAAUUUGUCCCAGGUAAGUAUGCCGCAUAGCUCUUGGAAAUCGUUUGGUUUUUGUCGCAAGUACCGUUGGUUGCAUCUAAGCGUGUACACGUGACGAAAAAACAUGUUCUAAUUGGGUGAAAAUAGGACAUGUUUUGCCGCCAAACUAUUUAAUUCGUCUAAUUUAAAUUUUCUAGACUUUUAACUUUCUGAAUUUUGUAUUUAUGUUUGACUGCUGCUUAUAUGUUUGUCCUAUAUUGUCUGUGUGUUUGUCUGUCUACCUGAUUGUCUGUUUUGUCUAUCUAUUUGUUUGCUUUUGUUUGUUCCCUGCUUGUCCUACUGUUUGUCUGCGAUAUUUUAAGAAUAUAUUUUUAACGAAAUCUUAUGGUCCACGUGCAAUAAAGUUUAUGUAUGUAUGACGUUUGUUGUAGCGUUAGAUGAAUGUUCACGUGCAAACUAAGCUGCUGUUUGUCGACUUUAUUUGUUUUCGAUCAACAAACUAUUCAUCGCAAGACGUUAAGAAGAAUUUCUGGAGUAUUAAAACUCCAAAGAAUAAUUCUUGAAAGCAAGUGUGCUAUUUCUGAGCGAGAAAUAAUACUGAAAAUUGAGAAAAAUAAAAGAUGAGCGGAACGCGCUAAUCAAAAACAUGUAAACAACUUAACCUUUGGCGCGACAGUUUGCUUUAACGGCUGUCAAAAAACUUCAAAUGUUUGGUGGCAAAAUACAUCAUGUCUGGCACUCCAUUAGAACACGUUUUUUUGUCUCGUGUCCACGCUUAGAUGCAACAGACGGUAUUAAUUAAACAGCCUCUUCAAGAAAACUAAGUGAUAAGAACUCAAAGUAAGUUAAUGCAACAAAAGAUAAACUGGUGCUGUUAAGUGUGUGGUGUACCAAGCGUUAGAAAGUUGAGUUUAGCGUGGAGGCAGGUAGAGGGUGGUAAACUUGGUGAAAAUAUAAUGGGAAACUGUGAAAGGUUUGAACCCAGGAGUCAUUUCAUAAGUAGAUGGAGCAUGAUCGUCCGGCUGAUUGUUGUCCUGAAUACGUCUGUUGUUGACAGUGGCUGACGUUUCGAAGACCUGGACCCAGUUGUUCGAAGGCCGAUUAGCGCUUAACCCGGGGUUAAAUUUGACCCGUGUUUGUUUUUCUUAUGUUCAAAAGCAUUUUCUCGGAUAAUUUUCUCUGCUAUUUUCAGAGCUUCCAAUCAUCAACUUGUAGACAAAAAGGAUUAAAACUGAAAUGCUUUUUAAGCUUCCAAAUAUGAAUUCAAAUCUCACACUAACCCUGGGUUAUCUUAACCCGGCUUUGAACAACUCCGCCCUGUGCGGUAGUCAUCUUCAGAGUCAAAAUCAGUUGUAUCACGUCAGUUGAUGGUUUUAAACUCUGGUUCAAUAGCAUCAACUGACGUGAUACUGAAAACCUGAAGUUGCUCCUUACACGUGUUUUCAAUCAUGUCAUUUUUAUUAGAUCUAGCAAGGUUCGGGCUCUUAUGCGAGAAGCGACUCAGUUGAAGAACAGCUUACCCAUUCACCCAAAUGCAGCCAUUUUUGUUAGACAGGUAAGACGUUUUUUUCGAUCCGUUGUGCAUGAGGAAAUCUCCUUAUUGCAAUGACAUUAAAAAGCCUUAUAAGUUUAUGAUAGACUAUAGUGACAUGUCAUGAAGAUAAAACACAAGAUAAACGGAAAAAAAAAGAAAUGAAAUGAAAGGGAAGAAUGAAAAACUGAGAAAUAAAGUGGAGUGGAGUCGAAUGGAAUGGAGUAGAAUUGAGUGAUAUUGAAUACAGUCGUUUAGACUUUUAGACGUUUUAUUAUUUUUUAUUCUUUGCUCAUUCAGGAUGAAAACCGCAUGGACUUCGUUCGAGCGCUUAUCACCGGUACGGUGGACACGCCCUACAGCCGGGGAUGCUUCGUAUUCGAUAUUUACUUUCCAUCGUCGUAUCCUACCGAUCCGCCACUGGUUAAGAUUAUCACCACCGGUAACGGCACAGUAAGGUACGAUACUGUGAUUUAUUCAUACCUUAUAGCGCCAAAAUGACAGUUAUUUCGCCCCAUAUAAGAUAAUUCGGAUUCCGGAAUCCGGGAAAUUUUUGCUUGUGGAAUGUGGAAUCCUGGGCUUUGGAAUCCGGAAUACAGCUCAAGGAAUCCGGAAUCCUACUAACGAUUGAAAUUCAGAAUUCAAAUUCCACUGCCAAAUACUGGAAUCCAGUACCUGGAAUCCGGAAUCCACAGCUUAUAAUCCAGAAUUCAAGACUGUCUUGAACAUAGGCUGAGUUAUUGCUGGUUUGCAGGUGACGUCACGGCGGCCUUGUUGGUGGUCAAGAACAAAAGCAUUUCUCUCCUCCGGGAACUAAACUCUAUUUUCAUGUAAAUUCUUCGAGAAAAAAUUAUAUUGUAUUGACCCCCAACAUGGCCGCCUUGUCACGUGGUUGCAAACCAAGAAUUGCACAUCACCUUCACUUUUUAGUUAAUACUGUAACUGAAAUCCGAAUUCAAUAAAUAUUUAUUAUUCAUCGCAAAGAUUUCCAAGUUCUUUUCAGGAAAUUAAUGUCAUAUUUUUAUUGCAUCUCUAGAUUUAACCCAAAUCUGUACGCCGAUGGAAAGGUAAUAGUGUUCUUUUAUGUUUAUGAGCGAAAGUUUUAUUUUAGUCGAUUCCUUCCAAUUUUUUUUUGAAGCUUGCUAAAUAUGACUUUAUAUGCAGGUUUGUUUGAGUUUACUUGGAACAUGGCAUGGUGGCGAUGCCAGCGAGAAGUGGGACCCAAAGAAAUCAUCACUUUACCAGGUUUGUGUUUGUUAGAAACCUCUUCCUGUAUGUUAGAACCUUCUGAUACAGCAUUAUUGACCAUUACUGAGGAGGUUAUUAAACCUAACUCGGUUUUGUGUCGAAUUGUGAUUGAGAAGAAACGUUACAAGACUAUUUAAAGUAGCGCCCGCGUGAACUAGCGUCAUUUUGGCGGGAAAACGCGAUAGCCGUCGUGAUCCGUCGUGAGAAUGUUAGUGGCGAAGACAAGUUAUCAUUUUGCGAUUGGAAGAGGGCUUAACCUUCUUCAAUAAAAUAAUCGUGUUAACGUUUCUGGCGAAUCUCGUCUUUUUAGUAGUCUUCGUCCUCGAAUCUAACAUUGAGCGGAAAACUGGGGCAAAAUUGUCCCCUAAAGCAGUACCAUAGAGAAAUUCGACGCAACACCUACCCAAUCUCUUGCUUAGCUUCAAAACAGUCAAUAAGAUUGCCACAGGAAAGGGCCUGUCAUUAGCUUUCCUAAGCAGUCAAGUUUUACCUUUUUUCACGCUAGUCAAAGAUUAGAACUGCCUAAUACAAUAGGCCUGUAACCUGUUACAGACAUUUAGAGUUGCGUUACGCCAGGACAUUGUCACGUGACUAUAUUAUGUGACUUUGUUGGAGUCGGACUUUCUUUGGAACUUGACUCGAGACUAGUGGAGAUAGUUUUUGGCUUUAAUUGUUGCUGCUCUGGAAUAGAAUCAACAAGGACUUUUCCGAGUUCAAAAACUCUCUCUUUUAAAACGAAGUUAAUUGCAAAACCUUUGUGAAAAUAAGUUUUAUGUGCGUGAGAAUUAAAAAUCAUUUUCACAUCAAUGGCUUUGCACGUAGCCUCGCUUUGACACAGAGGCCCGGGGGAAAUGGUAAUGGAUGUUAAUUGGUGAGGCGAGAGUUGGGGGUGGGGGCCUCACUGAGAAUUUAUUCAAAACAUGUCAAACGUUUCCAAUGACAGGUUUUCUAAAGUCUUGGUUUGUUUCAACAGGUUUUAGUGUCUAUUCAAGGCAUGAUGUUCACUCCUGAUCCUUGUUUUAAUGAACCUGGUUAUGAAGGAAUUCGCGGCACAGACGAAGGAGAUGUAAGUAAAAUAUAAUUGUGGAACCGUGAAAAAUUUUGUUUUAGUCAUCCUCUGGUUAAUCUAUGUUGUGAAAUGAAAUUAAGUCAUUUUUUAAUUUUUUUUUCGCUCCUGAAACAGAGUUUUUUGUCCCUCGACCUGGAAGACGGCACAGCUCUUUCGUAAUGUUAAAGAUUUGGUUGAGGAACGCAUAAAAAUUUCGGCUAUUAUUCUUUGGGAGAUAUUACUCGUUUGUCGGACGUCAGGCACCUUUGUUUUUUGGUUCCAUUUCCUUCUAUAAGAGUCUUGUUUGUGUUGUCAUAAGAGAGAAAAUGCCGCGGAAAAAAAGGAUAGUACAUCUCCAGGUGGCGUAAGCAGAACUUUGUGUCGUCCAUUUCGGUCAUACUCGUGAUUAAACAAAUCGGACUCCCGUGCACUCGAAUGAUUACGGACCGAAUUGGACUCCACUGAGUCCUAUUACCAUUACAGUCGACUUUCUCUUAACGGACACCUAGAUUUGAUCCCUUCCUUUCUUUACUCUCUUCUUUUGACUCUCUAUAAGACGGACAUCUCUGUAAAACAGACACUGGGUGUCUGUCCCAAAGGUGUCUGUCUCAAGGUGAUGUUACACGAGACGAUUCGCAACCACGAUUUUUUCCGCAACACAGCACUGCAAUGUUGGAACAAUGUUGGAACAAUGUUGUAACCAUUCGAAUCAAUGUCGCAACAAUGUUGCAACGCUGUGUUGCGCUAAAAAUCGUUGUUGCGAAUCGCCCCGUGUAACAUCACCUUAGCUGACUGUACUUAUCAUUUGUCUUCUUUUCCUCCUCUAGGCUCUAUGCAGAGAAUAUAAUGCGAACAUAAAGCUGUAUACAAUACGCCACGCUAUGGUGGGACAGUUAAGGCAACCUACACCAGGUAAUUGCAUACCGUCGCUCCUUUCUAUGAACCCUUUAAGCGCCAGUAUCAACAUGUAUAUUCUCCUCACUGUUGUUCGUAUGUUUCUUUUUGUACUGUUUGAGAGAAUUGGUUCAAGCGUCAAGACAUUUUAUAAGUGCUGACCAUACCGAGGGGAAGUGUGACGUCACGUUGCUAUGGCAGCUAGAUUUCUGGAUUUCACCAAUCUCUCUAGACAGGGACGGUCAUUUGCAUUGUUGGACGAUGGACGAAAAGUGAUAUGGACUACCGUUUUGUCCCCUUGCGCCAUCAAGGACCGGAAAAUCAUACCUGUCAAUUUUUCGUUUUUUUUUCCUGCCAUGUUUGCCAGACAUUUUGCCACCUUAGCAACGUGACGUGACGACUUCUCUCUAUUCCUUUCAUUCUACAUUUGAUCUGACAGUGAUGCUCUUAGGCGAAAUUUGAUACUGAUCACUAUUGGGGCCUGAAAGGUUUAGUAGUCUUCGAAUGAGUGGGGCUGCUCAAAAAAUAUAGGGUGGUACGUCUGAGCAUUUGGAAAUCCUUCUUCUUGGAAGUUCUUGUUUUUCCUCACGAAACUGACUGACCACAAAACUGUUAAAAAUGAUUUGAAUCAACCCUUAGCAAUUCCACAGAAGACUGCACUUCUAUACCAACGUUUUGGUUUGGCCCUUGAUUGUAUUCGCCCUUCUUAGUGUUGACUCUAAAACCUUCUUGCAGUCCUAUACCAACGUUUUAAUUUUGCCGAAAGGUUGAAGUAUUCGCUCGUUUUAGUGUUGACACUAAAACCUUGAUAAAUGUCUGUUAUAUAGGUGGAAAUUUUUCCCAACCGCACGCGUUCCCAUCGACACUACUAGAUCUCAUGAGAGCUAACAAUAAAACUGUUUCCCGUCAAAGCUUUCUAACCGGGUAUCAUUUAGUAAAAGGCCACAGAUCACGUCAACAUGAGUUAAAGGGGGAAUCGGCCAAGUUUGAUAUGAUUUUCGUUUUUUUUUUUCAAGGUUUUGAAGAUGUAAUCCGUGCUCACUUCCGUCUUCAAAGGGAGGAGAUAUUGAAGCAAUGCGCGGAAUGGUUGACACAGUGCGCAGACGAGGAAGAGGAAACACGCAUGCGGAAAGCCAUCGAUUGUUUGAAAGCAGAGCUUGAUAAGUUAUAAAGAAAAACGAAAAUUUCAUUUUCAAAAUGUUAUGGAAGUUAUGGUUUCUCGGAGGUUCUUAGGUCGAUGAGGAAACGUUGUAAAUUGUUGAGGCUUUUAAUAUGGAACUUUGCCUCCUUCAAUGGCUCAAGAUGUAAAAAGCAAGCUCCUCCAGUGUGGCGCUAGAUAUGGCUUCGAGAUAUUUAUGUUUGUUGGUUUUAUAGAGAUGUAUUUGCUUAAAAAGCGCAGUGUGAAGGAGAUGAAAUAGUUGACAGAGAAAUAUUAGGGGUGUCUAUGGUGCCAUUCCUCGGGCGCUAAACGGCAAAUGUCAAACGAAAAACAGAUGUAAACGGACGCAGUUGUCAUUUGUUGUGAAGCGAUCUCAAAUCUUUCAUUUAGAAUUUUCAGGCAGUUCCUCUACCUGUUGUUUGAUAUUGU